Messenger RNA from Penicillium brevicompactum, 543 nucleotides. Its product is annotated as mitochondrial 54S ribosomal protein mL41. Gene Ontology annotation, cellular component: mitochondrial large ribosomal subunit. The transcript has 2 exons. The record is from RefSeq and is a predicted model, not a curated record. The coding region runs from base 1 to 543 and encodes 180 amino acids. Lineage: Eukaryota; Fungi; Ascomycota; Eurotiomycetes; Eurotiales; Aspergillaceae. Gene Ontology annotation, molecular function: structural constituent of ribosome.
AUGUUCAAACCAACACAGUCAAUGUUGGCGCGUGGUCGCUUGCGCCUAACUACCAAGCAAGUGAACGGAGGAUACUACAAGGGAAAUCGCACCGGCUCGAUGGGUGUCUGGGACAAGAGAGGCACAUACAAGCCUGAUCCCUCUAAGCACCGUGUCUACAUGUCACCGGAGAAGCUUGAGAUCCCGGGGAAGUACUACUCAAGCAACGAAAAAAAGCAGCCUUUCUUGCUCGCCCCUUUCAUCACCAAACACAUGCGCCAAACCCCGUCGAAUUACGUGCAGGAUAUUGAGAGGAAUGGCAGAACGUCUACUGUGAUCCGAGCAUUCCAGGGUACAGACUAUCUGCAGAUGUGGGCCGACACUGCCGAAGGUGCAGAGGUUCGGUCAACAGAACCCAUGCCCGAGAAGACUGAGACUGUGCCCACUCCCAAAUUGAAGCGAGUUGAGCAAAAAGAGCUGCCUACCAAGCCAACGCCCGAGGCUUCCAAGCCAACAAUCAAGACCAAGAAGUCGAAGACACCGAAAUCCGUUAGACUUUUCUAG